Pipistrellus nathusii (Nathusius's pipistrelle) is the source of this 3723-nucleotide messenger RNA. Lineage: Eukaryota; Metazoa; Chordata; Mammalia; Chiroptera; Vespertilionidae. The record is from the annotation of a GenBank genome assembly.
AUGGAUAUCGGUUCUGCCACGUCGACGUACCUGACCGACAGCUUGGAACUGGAGCUGGGGACCGAGUGGUGCAAACCCCCCUGCUUUUCUUGUGCUUUUGACAACAGAGCGGGAGGGAAACAUUUUUCUGGGGAGUCCUACCUUUCCAGCGGAGCCCUUAAGCGAUUAAUUUUGAAUCUUGAUCCUUUACCAACUAAUUUUGAAGAGGAUACAGUGGAACUAUUUGGCAUCCAGUGGGUUACUGAAACUGCAUUAGUGAAUUCAUCUAGAGUGCUAUUUAAUUUAUUCAGGCAACAACUCUAUAACUUGGAAACCUUAUUACCGGCCAGCUGUGAUUUUGGGAAGAUAUCGACCCUACACUGCAAAGCAGACAAUAUUAGGCGUCAGUGUGUAACAUUUCUUCAUUAUGUGAAAGUUUUCAUCGUCAGGUUCCUGACAGUACAGAAUACUGAGAAUCAUGGUCCUGUUCAUCCCUAUGAGGUUUUGGAGGCCCAGCUUCCCUCACUGUUGGUUGAUGAGCUUCAUGGAUUACUCUUGUAUAUUGGACACCUAUCUGAACUUCCCAAUAUUAAUCCAGGAGCAUUUAUAAGUCAAAAUCAGAUUCAGCUUUUCCCACCAUCGUGGCAUUUAUUACAUCUCCACUUGGAUAUCCAUUGGCUGGUGCUAGAAAUUCUACAUAUGCUUGGUGUAAAAUUGAAACAUGUUGUAUAUGGUCAUCAGUUUAUGAAUCUGGCAGGUGACAAUUUAACCAAUGUCAGUCUAUUUGAAGAGCACUGUGAAAAUCUCCUUUGUGAUUUAGUAAGUUUGUCACUCAACAGGUAUGACAAGGUUAGGCCUUCUGAAGCAUUAAUGAGAGAUCAUUGCCCAUGCCCAUGCAUUAAAGAAUUAUGGGUUCUACUCAUUCAUCUUCUAGACCAAAGAAGUAAAUGGUCUCUCUCAGAAUCGUUUUGGAACUGUAUGAAUAAACUACUCAAAACACUCUUUGAAACAUCAAGUGAGCAAAGAAGACCUUCUGUGCCUACAAUCCAGUCCAGGGAUCCAUUAGGUUUUAGUUUGUGGAUUAUUACUCAUGUAGCAUCACUUUACCAAUUUGAUCGCCAUGGAACACCAGAUGAAAUGAGACAAAUGGAAUCAAAUUGGAAUUUUGUAGAAAAACUGCUGAAAAAGUCCAUCAAUGUACAGGAUGGUAUACUAGAAGAGCAAUUACGAAUGCAUCUUCACUGUUAUUUGACACUUUGUGAUUUCUGGGAGCCAAACAUUACAAUUGUCACCAUUCUAUGGGAAUAUUAUAGUAAGAACCUGAAUAGUUCUUUCAGUAUUUCUUGGCUUCCUUUGAAAGGCCUUACAAAUAUUAAGUCACCCUUGUCUAUGCUAGAAAUGGUGAAGACCUGCUGUUUUGAUAAACAAGAUUCCGACAUUUGUAAAUCCAGAAGUAGUUACACCAUUUUCCUUUGCAUUUUGGCAAAAGUCGUUAAGAAAGCCAUGAAGAACAAUGGUCCUCAUCUUUGGAAACAAGUCAAAGGAAGAAUAUAUUCUAAAUUCCAUCAAAAAAGAAUGGAAGAACUAACUGUAGUUGGUCUGCAAAACUUUUUCAAUCUUUUUCUACUGUUAGCAGCUAUUGCAGAGGUAGAAGAUGUAGCAAGUCGUGUUUUAGACCUGCUGAAUUUCCUCAAGCCUGCUUUGAAAACAUCACCUCUCAUUUGGAAGGGUCAGGCAGCUUUCCUCUUAAUGUAUACCCAGAAAAAUCUGGACAUUGGUGUUUUGGCUGAAAAAUUUUCAGAUGCUUUCCAGGCAAAAGCAAGGGAAUUCUUGCUUUUAUCUAAAAAUGAUGAAAUGGGACAAAGACAGGCUCUCUGGACACUUCUUUCCAUCUAUAUUGAUGGAGUUCAAGAAGUAUUUGAGACAAGCCAUUGUUUGCAUCCCUCCCAUGAAAAACUGCUUAGUGAUGGAUUUAGUAUGCUUCUGCCAGCUUGUCAAGAACCUGAACUUAGGUCGGUAUUGCACUUUCUACAAGCUGUUCUGGCUAGAAUCAGGAAUAUGCAUCAACAAUUGUGUCAGGAACUUCGAAAGGAAAAUGUGGACCUAGUUGUGCAGUCUUCAUUGUCGGCUAGAGAGCGCCACCUUGCUGCAGUUGCCAGUGCACUGUGGAGACAUUUCUUUUCAUUUUUGAAGGGUCAGAGAAUGUCACAAGCAGUGCCUUCCUCUCAACUUGCAGAUGCUGCUGCAGAUUUUACUUUGCUGGCAAUGGACAUGCCCAGCACAGCUCCGUCAGACCUUCAGCCUCAACCAGUGAAAGCAAUGAUACAACUUUUUGGUUGGGAUGAUAUCAUCUGUCCUCAAGUUGCAGCAAGAUAUUUAAGUCAUUUCCUCCAAAACAGCAUGUUAUGUGAAGCACUUUCUUAUUCAGGCUGUGUAUCUUUUCAAGCCUUAACUAUAAGAUCAUGGAUCCGUUGCAUUUUGCAAAUGUAUGUAAAAAGCCUCAGCUUACCUGAUGAUUUAUUAAUUGAUAUAAAUCUGGAACAGGCAGUUGAAAAAGAGUACAUGGAACAGUUGUCCGAACUGACAAGGUUGCUGUUUAAACUCUCAGAAGUAAAGAAUAUUUUCUCAGAGGCUCAUGUUGAAUGUUUAUCCACCCCCGAAGACCCUAAAAGAGCACUAAUUCAAUUCCUUGAGGCUGUUGGUAUAACUUACAGGAAUCUGCAGAAACAUUCUGAUAAAUCUGCCAUGGUCAAAAAGUCCUUAGAAUACCUUGGUGAAAUAUUAAAAUAUAUAAAACCUUAUUUGGGGAAAAAAAUUUCAAGUGCAGGGCUGCAACUGACGUAUAGGAUGAUGGGAAUUCUUGUUAAAUCCUGGGCACAGAUCUUUGCUACCUCUGAAGCCCAAAAAUUACUGUUCCGGAUCAUAGACUGUUUACUGCUGCCACACUCGGUGUUUCUGCAAGAGAAGGAGCUGCCUGCACCUCUGUUGACUGCAAUUCAAAAGAGCCUUCCUUUGUAUCUCCAGGGCAUGUGUAUUGUGUGCAGUCAGUCUCAAAAUGCCUAUUUGAAUCAAUUGCUGGGGAAUGUUAUUGAGCAGUAUAUUGGGCGGUUUCUUCCAGCUUCACCACAACAUGUUUUAGAUCUUGGACAACAUCCUGUUUUGUUGGCAUUGAGAAACUCGGCCACUCUUGCACUGAUGCCGUUUCUAAAGAAAUGCAUUGUACAAGUCAUAAGGAAAUUCUACUUGGAGAGUAAACGGAUCUUGCUUCCUCCACGUUUAGCAUCCAUUCUGGCUUUUAUCCUUCAACUCUUCAAAGAAACUAACAUGGAUGUUUCUGAUGUUGAACAACUCCUCCCUUGUGUCUUAAAAUGCUUGGUGUUGGUCAGCGAAUCCCAAGUUAAAAGGCUAGCCACAGAGAACUUGCAGUGUAUGGUGAAAGCCUGCCAAGCGGGGUCAGAAGGAGAACCUGCGGCCCAGCUGACUGCAGUGUUUAGGCAUUUUAUCCAGGAUUAUGGUAUGAGACACGAUAAUCAGAUUUACAGCAUUUUAGAAAUAGUAGCAGCAUUGGACCAGCAGGUUGUCAUCCACUUGAUUCCUACCCUCACUCAGUCUCUGAAGGAUUCAGAGCAGAAAUGGGGCCUUGGCAGAAAUAUGACACAAAGGAAAGCCUAUAGCAAACUUUUAUGUCACCUAGGACAAGUGGGACAAGAUGAGAUGCAGAGACUGGAAAAUGCAAGCAACUAA